Molecule: messenger RNA, 1872 nt
Organism: Rotaria sordida
Lineage: Eukaryota; Metazoa; Rotifera; Eurotatoria; Philodinida; Philodinidae
Source: the annotation of a GenBank genome assembly
AUGGCUGGACAAGGUAUAUUGAUUAUCAUUAUUCCUAAUGAUUUAAAUAAUAAUCAAGAAAAAUUACUUGAUACAGCACAAAUUGUAAAAGAUCCAUUGGAAUUACCAAUUAAAUCAAAUAAUCCAACAUCUGUUAUUGAACAUUCAAAAGAAUUUCCAUGUUCUACAUGUAAUAUUUCAUUAACAUCACGAUUUCGUUAUCAUAUUAGUCCAAAAUUAAAUUUAACUGAUGCUAUUUGGAUACUUUCAGAAGAUCGUCAACAUUUUUUUAUAACUUGUUUUGCUGAAUUAGGUCAACAUUCUGAUUUAAUUAUUCAUGAAUUACGUUCAGCUGAAAUUGGUAUUCGACAAGGAUCAAAAGUUUUUAUUCUUCCUUUAUCAUGUGCACUUGGUAUUGAUAAUCUUUCAUCAUCAUCACCAACUAUUGUUGAAAUAAAUAAUUUAAAUGAUGUAGUUAAAGAAAUAACAAAUUCAAAUGAAUCUCCACAUAAUAAAGAAUUAAAUGAACAACGUGGCAUAAAUAAAAGUGAUUUUAAACGAAGUAUUCGUGCACGUUUAACUGUUUUACAAGUUGUAAAUGCAAUACGUGGACAAACAUUAUUUUCAUUUGAUUUUCUUCUUUUAACAAUACUUGCAUCAAUUAUUGCUUCAAUGGGUUUAUUAGAAGAUAAUUCUGUAAUACUCGUUGCUUCAAUGUUAGUAUCUCCAUUAAUGGGUCCAAUAUUAGGUAUUGUUUUUGGUUUAUGUAUUAGUGAUUCAACAUUAUGGAAAGUUGGUUUAAGAACAGAAGUAAUUGGUUUAUUAAUUACAAUAUUUACAGGAUUUAUUGUUGGACUUUGUACAACAUGGUCUGAAGUUAAAUGGGGUUCAUCAACAUCAUUUCCAACACAUGAAAUGCGUUCGAGAGGUGAUAUUCGUCGUUUAUGGGCUGGUGCUCUUGUUGCUUUACCAUCAGGAGCUGGUGCAGCUCUUAGUGUUCUUGGUGGUAAUGUUGGAAGUCUUGUUGGUGUAGCCAUUAGUGCAAGUCUUCUACCACCAGCUGUAAAUGCUGGUCUACUUUCUAGUUAUUCAUUAUUAUCAGCAUUGAUACCAUCUAUUGGAAAACAAUCAUCAAAAGAUGAAUAUUAUGAAAGAUUAAAUUCAUCGAUAAAUAUCGGAAGAAAUUGUACAAAAUUUAUUGGAAAUGAUUAUAUUCCAAUUUAUUCAUGUCAUAUGGCAACGGAAGCAGGUUUACUUGGUAUUUUUUCAUUUAUAUUAACAAUAACAAAUAUUAUUUGUAUUAUAGUCGUAGCAAUGGGCAUAUUACGAAUAAAAGAAGUUGUACCAAUUGUACGUGAUGAUGAAAUCGCUCAAUUUUGGCAUAAUGGUGUUCGUACCGUUCGUGGUCAUAAUAAAACAAUGCAUCGUAAUGAUAUUAAUAAUCUUGUUAAUAUGUGGAAAUCUAUAAAAAGUACUGAUCUAGAACCAUUAAAUAUUGAAGAUAAUAAUGAAGAAUCAAAAAUUAAUAUUGAAAUCGAUAAACAACAAUUAUCAUUAAAACAUCGAAAUAUAUCUCAAAUAAUUCUUGCACGUAAACUUCAAAAUUUAGAAGAAUUUGCUAAUGCAUAUCAUUUAAAUCUAUCAAAUACUGAUGAUAGAUUAUUAAAAACAGAUACAGCACGUGAAAAUGUUCAACAAAUGGCUAAUGAUAUAUUAGCAAGUAUAGAAGAAACAAAUCGAAUUAAUUUAGGUAGUUUUGUUGCACAAAUGGGUGGAAGUAAUGAUAGAUUAUUAACUCGUUUUCGUAUGCAAACAUUUUAUCAAGAAUUAGUUGAUGUAAUGCCAUUAAAAUGGAAAGAAAUAUUUGAACAAUGUCAACAACAAUCAACAUAA